AUGAAUAAACAACCGGGAACGCAGAUAAAACUUACCAAUGUCAGUAUAGUGAGGAUGAAGAAGGGUGGUAAGAGGUUCGAGAUCGCUUGCUAUCAGAAUAAAGUAUCCGAGUUCCGAUCAGGAGUUGAAACCGAUUUAUCCGAAGUAUUACAGAUAGAACAGAUAUUCACCAAUGUGCCGAAGGGAUUGGUAGCGAAGAAGGAUGAUUGGACGAAAUGUUUCCAGACGGACGAUAUGAACAAGGUGAUCGAGGAGAUACUGCGCAAAGGUGAACUCCAAAUCAACAACCUCGAACGUUCCCACCAAUUAUCCUCUCUAUCUCGAGAAAUCGCUACGUUAGUCAGCGAAAUGACCGUCGACCCAAAUACGAACCGUAAACACACUGUGGGGAUGAUUGAAAAGACCAUGUCUGAGAUUGGAUUCUCGGUAAAGGCUGAUAAACCGGCCAAAGCCCAGGCAUUAGAGUUGAUCAAGAAACUGAGUAGUGAAGAAGGUGAAAGUACUUUACCUAUCAGAAGAGCCAGGAUGAGAAUUAGGAUUACGAUGCCUGGAAAAGAUGCCAAGAGGAUAAAGGAUAAUAUCAUGAAAGAGGUCGAGGAGACGGAGGAGGAUGAUAUGGGUCAGGAGUGGGAGGCUAUUGUUCAAAUCAACCCAAGCGCUUUCCGUACGAUAACGGAUUUGGUGAAUAACGAGACCAAAGGGAAAGGUAGAGUAGAGGUGAUGGGAAAUGUGUAG
Molecule: messenger RNA, 735 nt
Organism: Kwoniella botswanensis
Lineage: Eukaryota; Fungi; Basidiomycota; Tremellomycetes; Tremellales; Cryptococcaceae
Product: SBDS family rRNA metabolism protein
Exons: 6
Coding region: 1-735 (244 amino acids)
Biological process (GO): cytosolic ribosome assembly; ribosome biogenesis
Source: RefSeq, a predicted model, not a curated record